This is a messenger RNA of Fusarium coffeatum, 1206 nucleotides long. RefSeq lists its product as uncharacterized. Lineage: Eukaryota; Fungi; Ascomycota; Sordariomycetes; Hypocreales; Nectriaceae. The record is from RefSeq and is a predicted model, not a curated record. Bases 1 to 1206 code for a protein of 401 amino acids. The transcript has 4 exons.
AUGGCGAUCGAGAGCCGGGCGACGCAGAUUGCUGCGAUCGGAUACACUUUUGUGAUUCUUUCGACGAUCGCGACAUGUCUGCGUGUUUACUGUCGUGCCUUUGUCAUCAAGGCUUUUGCGCUGGAUGAUUGGUUUGCUGUGAUUGCACAGUUCAUGUUUAUCGUUUUCGUCUCGCACGAAAUCGCUGGUGUUCACUAUGGUACCGGUCGUCACUUCAAGGAUAUCGAGCCAGACCAUCUCGUCAAGGCCAUGCAGAUGUGGUGGACCUGCGAACCUACAUACGUUCUCUCCAACAUGGCUGUCAAAGCCAGUAUUGCCAUCUUCCUGCUGCGAAUCUGUGUCACGCGAACACACCGAUGGAUCAUCUACAUCACCACCGCCGUGACCGAAAUCUACAGCUUGUUCUUCUUCCUACUCUUCGUCCUGCAAUGCCGACCUACAUCUCUGUUCUGGCUUCGAUACAAGGCCGAGCCUCCUUCCGGAAGCUGUCUGGAUGCUCAGGUUGUCGCUAAUGCCUUUUACGGUUACUCGGCUGUCAGCUGUGCGUCUGAUUGGACAUAUUCUAUCCUUCCCAUGUUCCUUGUCUGGAAGCUGCAGAUGAGCAAGCGAACAAAGAUCUCUGUUGUUGGUAUUCUCGCAGCUGGUGCCAUUGCUUCCAGUGCUACCAUCAUCCGAUUCCCCUACCUGUGGACCCUGACCGAUAUCGACGACUUCCUAUACUCCACUUCCGACGUUGCUAUCUGGUCCACUGUCGAGACCGGUCUCGGUAUCACCGCCGCAGCCGUCGCUACCCUCCGACCCCUUCUCCGCAACUUCCUUGGCCAAGGAUCCUCUGCCGAGGGUGGUGGAAACUCUGCUCGCCCCUGGCAAAGAACUGGUGGCAGCAACCACCCUACUGGAGGCUACCUCCGCAGCACCGGUCCCAACGGCGAGGAAGCUUUCGAUCUCCACGACACCAGCAGCAAGCGCAUCGGAGUCACAACCAUCAUCGAUCACGGUGACGACGCCAAGGGUAGUGACAGCGGAUUCAAGCGAAACAGCCGAUCUGAUGAGUCUGACUCUGUUGCUGAGCUUCGUGACUGGAACACCAGUGACUCGGACCUUGCUGGUACAGCUGAUAAGAACGGUCAACAAAGACCAGAGAAGGGCUGGAACGUCUUGGUUAAGAAGACUGUUACGCAAACGAGAGGGUCUGACAUGGCAUGA